AUGCUAGAAGCUGCUCCACCUUUCCGUGGAGAGGACCAGGACAUGGUUUUUGAAGAGAUCUUGGAUGAUGACAAGCCUGAGUAUCCACCAGAUAUGCCAGAAAGCAGCAAAUCCAUCUUGCGGCAGCUGCUGCUUCGUGAGCCGGAUGCGCGCCUAGGUGCCGAUCAGACUGAUGCUGAAGCAGUCAUGGCGCAUACAUUCUUUGCUGGAAUUGUCUGGGAAGACAUUGCAUGUGAGCGAACGUUACCGCCGCGUCUGUCAUAUCAUCAUGAAGUUAAAGGGCAAAUGACAGAAUCAUCCGUGUCGCUAGGAACAGGGGAUGACCUUGGUCUAUUUGGUAACUUUUGA
Molecule: messenger RNA, 348 nt
Organism: Aureobasidium musti
Lineage: Eukaryota; Fungi; Ascomycota; Dothideomycetes; Dothideales; Saccotheciaceae
Source: the annotation of a GenBank genome assembly